ACCAUUGAUUCCGACAGCUUCACCGUAAAAAACUCUGUCCGGUUCGCUGGUCCGCUUGCCACAACAUCCAUUGGCACCAACGCAAAGUUCGAAAUUCGAAGUCCUAAACGCGUCCAGAUCAAGUUCGAGUAAGGUGUUAUGGGAACUCCUCAGCUAACGGAUUCAAUUGAAAUCCCGGAAUUCUUCGAGAUUCUUGGCCAGAAAAUCGACCUCAACCCCAUUAGAGGGUUACUUACAUCCGUCCAAGACACAGCUUCUUCAGUGGCUAGAACCAUUUCGAGCCAACCACCAUUGAAGUUCUCUUUGCCUGGAGACAACGCUCAGUCGUGGACCCUUACCACAUAUCUUGACAAAGAUAAAGACCUUCGGUUCUCAAGAGGUGAUGGCGGAAGCGUCUUCUUGCUCAUCAAAGAAGAAAGCUCUCUCUUAAGCCCUUAA
Messenger RNA from Eutrema salsugineum, 438 nucleotides. RefSeq names its product plastid lipid-associated protein 1, chloroplastic. Lineage: Eukaryota; Viridiplantae; Streptophyta; Magnoliopsida; Brassicales; Brassicaceae. The record is from RefSeq and is a predicted model, not a curated record.